This is a messenger RNA of Hymenoscyphus albidus, 1131 nucleotides long. NCBI's taxonomy places the organism in Eukaryota, Fungi, Ascomycota, Leotiomycetes, Helotiales, Helotiaceae. The record is from the annotation of a GenBank genome assembly.
AUGGAGGCCUCGUCAUCUCCUUCACCAGGCAAUUUUGGGCCCCAAAGUGUGGAGAUUUCUCACAUGGCUCCUACCAAUUUACAACAUAGUCCAGCUCCAAGUCUGGUAACCCGAGAUACCGUCGGUUUGUUUCCGUCUCGCGGCUUGACCAAGAACCUGGUACAAAUGGUACAGAAAGAGUCGUCACAUCAACAGAACACACUCGAAGCAGCCCGCACAUUUACCUUAUUCCCCAGACUUUCUCCCGAGAUUCGAUUGAAGAUUUGGAGAAUGCACUUGGAGUUAGGCAGAGAGAUUCUUCUCAGAGGGUAUUACAUGGAACAUAGUCAGGGAACUCGUGCCCUGGACGAUCUGGAGCUUCAAGCUUUUGAUCCACGUUGUCGGCAAUCGGCACUUCUACACGUCAACUUUGAAAGUCGGACAGAGGCUCUUAAGCUCUAUAAGGCGUUUGGGGCAGGUGACAUCACUGCAGGCUCUAGCGGAAUAAAAAGCAAUGUCACUUCCACAGAGAAGCUUCUAAGCACGGCAACAGAAGCCGUUGUCGAAUGUACAGCUCCGAAGUCAUUUUACAAUCCAACCGCAGAUACAAUCAUAAUCGACGGAUCCUAUCCUCGUAGCUGGUAUCCAAGACCAAACACCACCUCUCCCAGAUAUCCCACCACGCAAAUGUUCCAGGAGAUUGAAUCGCUGGUCUACAUCAACCUAGUCUGGGUUCGAGGGAUGGGUUUCGCGGAAGCAAUCGCGGUAAGAGCACAAGAAGUGGACAGCAGAGUUAGUCACAGGGAAUACAGCAGAGUUGUCCAGUGGAGAAAUUUCCGCAAGCUAAAACACUUGGUUGUCUGGGGCCUGACCUGCACACGUACUGAAGAGUACUUCAAGCAGAAAGGCAAGGAUGCCACGGAUGAGAUUAAGCGUGGGCUAGAGGAAGAAUUCGAGAAGCUUAAGAUGGAGGAUCCUUCUCGCUCAAUUCCCGAGAUCACGUUGCAGGUCAAGUUUUCGAAAUACUUCCCGGGCUUCUUUAAAUAUGCUGGUGAAAACACCUUGGAUUAUGGGUACUGGCGGAACGGGUCGGGAGACUGGCGGAACGAGCAGGGUGAAAAGGUGACUAAAUUGGGGGAGAGAAUCGAUUGA